UGCAUUGUGGAGCCGCCGGAGCGCAGCAGGGGGUUGGAGCCCGCAGCAGCCGGGACUGGGACCAUGCGCCCCCAGAGCCGGGGCAGCCAGGGGCCCAGCGAGACGGUUGUCUGCGCCACCCGCGCCACGGUGAUGCUGUACGACGAUGCCAACAAGAAGUGGGUGACGGCGGGGAGUGGCCCCCAGGCUGUCAGCUGGGUGCAGAUCUACCACAGCCCGGGCAGCAACACCUUCCGCGUGGUGGGCCGCAAGAUGCAGGCAGACCAGCAGGUGGUCAUUAACUGUGCGAUCGUGAAGGGGAUGAAAUACAACCAGGCCACGCCCAACUUCCACCAGUGGCGCGACGCCCGCCAGGUCUGGGGGCUCAACUUCGGCAGCAAGGAGGACGCCAGCCAGUUCGCCAGCGGGAUGCUGCUGGCCCUGGACCGGCUGGAGGCGGGCCUGGCUCCAUCUGGGCCUCCCCAGAACGGCCCCUCCCCAGAUGAAAUGGAGCAGCAGAAAAGGCAUCAGCUGGAGCAGGAACAGGAGCGCCGGGUGGUCAAUGCAGGAGCUCCAGCGACCCCUUCGGGGGGAGGCCCCCCACCGCCCCCAGGGCCUCCGCCCCCUCCAGGGCCGCCUCCGCCGCCUGGCCUGCCUGCCGCUGCUGGGGGGCCACCCCCUGCGACUGGGGGACCACCUCCCGCCCCUCCUCUGCCUGCUGCGCAGGGCCCUGGGGCGGGAGGCGGGGGGGCCACCGGCCUGGCAGCUGCCAUCGCAAGCGCCAAACUCAGGAAAAUCGCCAAGCAGGAGGAUGGGGCCGGGCCGGCGGGGGGCAGCUCCAGCCCCGGGACAGCCCCAAAGACCGAGGCCAGCCGUGGCGGGGGGGGCGGGGGCCUGAUGGAGGAGAUGAGCGCCAUGCUGGCCAGACGGCGGAAAGCCACGCUGCCGGGCGAGAAGCCUGGGCCAAAGAAAGAUGACGACGUUUCCAGCCAGCAAGACGCCGCCGACCCCUCAGGUACUAGGACCCCGAGCCUGGCGAGCGACUCGGUGCGGAGGCCCUGGGAGAAGAACAGCUCCACCCUGCCCAGGAUGAAAUCAGCUGCCCCCAGCAGCACGGAGCCCCCAGCCAGCACAGAGGAGUCUGACCUGGAGCGGAUCAAACAGGAGCUGCUGGAGGAGGUGCGCCGGGAGCUGCAGAAACUGAAGGAGGAGAUCAUCGAGGCGUUCGUGCUGGAACUGCGGAAGCGGGGCUCGCCCUAGCCCCCCCUCAUCCCGCCUGGCCGGGGGUCCCAGGGCUGCCCAGGCUCCUGUGCCACCCCCGGGGUUUAUCGUCUUUGACACGCACCCCUCCCCCUCACACUUGAAGCCCCUCCCCCAUGCAUCCCCUCCUCCGGCUGGUGGUUACCAGGGCACCAGCCCCACUGUGCAAUUCCAGGGGGUGGCCCAAAUUCCUGGAGACCCCCCCCCAAGGGCUGCCCCGGGAGCUCCCAGGCUGUGCCUUACCCCUGGGGCGGGAGCAGAGCAAUAGCGCCCCCUACAGGCUGCUGCCUACCAAAGGGCCCCUCCCCCCAGAGAGCAGGACUGGGGGGUCUCCGGGCAGAGACAGUGUCAUUCCUGCCCCCCAGGAGCAGCCGCAGAGCUGCCUCCCCUGGGGGCCCGGCAUGACGGAGAGAUUCCCUGCACCAGCCCUGCCCUGCCCUGAAUUGGAGGGCCAGGGCCGCCCAGGGAUCCCCCAGCUGUACACCCCCCCCGGGGAUCCCCCCCAGUCCCGCCCUGUGUCCACUCACUGCUUCCCGGACCCCGGCUCUGCUGGGUUCAGCUUGUUUUAUAGUUUUUUACACCGGGGGGGGGGGGGUUAAUCUUGUACUUCGGGGGUGGGGGCCCCCAGCUGGGCAGUGACCACUGUCCUGGGGGGGGUGGAUCCUUUACCCCCCCUGGCGGGGGAGGGGCAGGCUCUCAGCUCUUUUCUAUGCGGCUGUUAAUGUUCACUUUAUUUUUUUGGGUUGUUGGUUUUUUACUGAUUUCUGGGGCAUUUGUGCCCGGUACCAGGGUGAGACUCUUUUCCCCUCCCCUCCUCUCCCCGUGCUGCCUGGCACCAGGCCCCCGCCUGGCACUGGGCAUGGACCCUUGGUACCCAGUUCUGGAAUAAACCUUUUCUUUUUGUAAGUUA
Messenger RNA from Gopherus evgoodei (Goodes thornscrub tortoise), 2149 nucleotides. It is a transcript of the gene VASP, whose product is annotated as vasodilator stimulated phosphoprotein. The transcript has 13 exons. Bases 64 to 1239 code for a protein of 391 amino acids. Gene Ontology annotation, biological process: positive regulation of actin filament polymerization; actin cytoskeleton organization; neural tube closure. NCBI's taxonomy places the organism in Eukaryota, Metazoa, Chordata, Testudines, Testudinidae. Gene Ontology annotation, molecular function: profilin binding; SH3 domain binding. The record is from RefSeq and is a predicted model, not a curated record.